This is a messenger RNA of Corapipo altera (White-ruffed manakin), 796 nucleotides long. Its product is annotated as ranBP-type and C3HC4-type zinc finger-containing protein 1-like. The transcript has 2 exons. The record is from RefSeq and is a predicted model, not a curated record. NCBI's taxonomy places the organism in Eukaryota, Metazoa, Chordata, Aves, Passeriformes, Pipridae. The coding region runs from base 34 to 411 and encodes 125 amino acids.
GUCCCGGAGCCGGGGGAUCGUUUGGACAUCGGGAUGAUCCAACAUCACCUGGACUCGCUGCAGCUCCGGGACGGAACCGGGACCCCUCCCGGGACCCCUGCGCCCGGACCGCCCUCCCCCGAGCAGGGCUGGCCGUGCCCCACGUGCACGUUCAUCAACAAGCCGACCCGUCCCGGGUGUGAGAUGUGCAGCUGUGCCCGACCCGCGGGGUACCGGGUACCGGGGGGGCACCAACCCGACCCCAUAGAGAGACAGCGGCUCCAGAGGGAGCGGGACGGGGCACGGCAGUGCCAGCAGGUAUGGGAUCUAUGGGAUAUGGGAUAUGGGAUAUGGGAUCUAUGGGAUAUGGGAUCUAUGGGAUAUGGGGUAUGGGGUACCGGGUACCGGGGGGGCACCAACCCGACCCCAUAGAGAGACAGAGACUGCAGAGGGAGCGGGACGGGGCACGGCAGUGCCAGCAGGUAUGGGAUAUAUGGGAUAUAUGGGAUAUGGGAUAUGGGAUCUAUGGGAUAUGGGAUAUGGGGUAUGGGUACCGGGGGGGCACCAACCCGACCCCAUAGAGAGACAGAGACUGCAGAGGGAGCGGGACGGGGCACGGCAGUGCCAGCAGGUAAUGGGAUAUGGGAUAUGGGAUCUAUGGGAUAUGGGAUCUAUGGGAUAUGGGAUAUGGGAUCUAUGGGAUAUGGGAUAUGGGUACCAGGUACCGGGGGGGCACCAACCCGACCCCAUAGAGAGACAGAGACUGCAGAGGGAGCGGGACAGGGCACGGCAGUGCCAGCAGGUAUGGGAUAUGGGG